Molecule: messenger RNA, 4110 nt
Organism: Blepharisma stoltei
Lineage: Eukaryota; Ciliophora; Heterotrichea; Heterotrichida; Blepharismidae
Source: the annotation of a GenBank genome assembly
AUGAGUUACACUGAAAUAUGCGACAAGUUCGACAUCGUUCAAGGACAUAUGGAAAAGAGUUCAAAGACUCUGACGUCAAUUUGCAGCUUUUUCAAGCAGUAUUCUAAUAUUCUUGAUAUACUCAACAACAUUAUAUAUUCAGAAUUUUUUCAAUAAAGCACUUUUUACCAGUCCCCCCAAAUUACCAUAUUUUCAGUGAUAGCUUGAUAAAUCUCGAAGCGUCCUUCCAAGAAAGCUUACCCAAAGAAGGAACCAUGGACACUCUUUCUAUGUCAAUCUGCUCCCUAAGCUCUCACAUCAAAAAAAUCAUUAACUCCACCAACACUUUUGCAAGAAAUAUGCAGCUUGACAUAAUUGAGCCUCUCGAACAAUUUGCAGACCAAUUUCAACAAGCUAAUGUAAAUGAUAUAAGGAAAGGUCUUGCUAUUACAAAAGAGCUUCAAAAAGCAAGGGAACAAAUGGAGAAAAUCCGAUACCAGUAUUACAGCACUUCUUCAUUAGCAGAAAAAGCCAAUAAAAGAGUAUAAGAUUUUCCCCUAUAUCUGUCCGGAAUCCUUUGGUUUGGUGGAACAAUUGGUCGGACCAACUCACUUGUUGGUUCCAGCAACCAAAGGAUUCCGGACAGAAUCCACAGACCUUAUAGGGCUAUAUAGGAAAAAAACCCUAUAAGAACUUUGAGCUCAGAUGAUGCUGAUCAAGAGCUCAAAGAAAAUGCCCAACGUGAUCUGAUUUAUCAUAGGGACCACGUCUCACAAGAAUGCAAAUAUUACAUGCAAGCAGUCUCUGCUACUAAUGAAGUCUGAAACAAAUACGAUAAAUCUAUGCCUCAGAUUAUGGAAUCUUUGCAGCAAAGUGACGAAAGCAAGAUACAUUUUAUUAUAGGAAUUGCGCGAGGAUGGCGCUAUCUUGCGCCAUCCUCGGGCAAUUCAAAAAAUGGCCCAACACCGGGAAUCGAACCCACGUGUGGGGCCAUUUUUGGUGCGUGUAAGUCGAUGUUGGCCACACACCAAAAAUAGCCCCACACGUGGGUUCGAUUCCCGGUGUGGGGCCAUUUUUGAAUUGCCCGAGGAUGGCGCAAGAUAGCGCCAUCCUCGGGCAAUUGCUAUAAGUCUUCGUUAGAAAGAUAUGUGAAACACUAUCAGAAACAUCAGAAUUAUUGCAUAGAUAUUAUAGAAGAAGUGAAUAGCAUUGUGGGGAAUAUUAAUAGUAAUAUUGACAUUAUGGUGUUUGUGGAUUCCAAUAAAUCAAAGGACUCUGGACCGAAUAGAGAAGAGUUUGUAAGCUACGAGGAUUGAAGUAAAAGGAGGAAUGAGGUGUUUUUAAAGGUGAAUAGUGAAGUUCCGGAUACUGAAAACCCUGAUUUUGAACAUAUUUUGAAGGUCGUAAACUUUUUGAUUCCAGAGUCUGAGGAAGAAAUAGAUCCUGAGGCUAGCUUAUUUGAAUCGUCACAUUUCUUAUACUAAAUAUAUUGAAUAAUUAUAUUUUUAUCUUAUUUUCAUUGUUAUUUACUAAUUUAUAUAAGGGAUAAGAUUUUCAAGAAUAUUAAGCACUAUUGAAGGGAGAACCAAUUUUUUUGAUAUUUUAGAUACAAAACGGCACAAAGGAGAGCUAUCAAAUGAAAAAAUCGAAAAACUUUCACAAUUUAUAAAAGAAGCCUUGACAGGAAUCAUCCAUGACAAUUCUCAAGAAGCCGUGGAAUUUAUCAGGAUUUUGAUAUUUUCCCGCAGUUUUUACACAAUCGACAAUAAUCAGAAAAGAGUUUACCUUUGUUCUUAUAUUCAUCACCAAAUAUUUUUAGAUCGAGUCAGAUGAAUUCAAGCAAUGGAUUAUGCAAUUUCUGAUAGGCUGGAAUCUAAUAAAGAAGCAAUAGAAAAAAACCGAUCAAAAAUAAAGGAUUCUGGAAUAUUGGGGACUUUAAAACAGAUUGCGAAUAAAAUUCCUUUCCAAAAGGACCCAGAGCUUGAAAGGGCUGAAAAAUCAGCAGCUUUUACUAUAAUCAGCCAAUAUAGCAAUCAUAUGUUAAGGUUAGGAGUUUCACUAGAAAUGGCAAAUUGUAUAAUACUCAACUUAUCUAAAAAAUACAAUAUGGAUUAUGAAAGGACAUGCUUACUCCUUUCAGAAAUACAGGCUAACCAAAAAUCGUAUAAAAUUCUGGCUAAAAUGAAAAAAGAUUCAUUAAAGCGCUUAAAUAAAUGGGGAAAUCUGCUGCCAAUAGCUCUUUCUUUGGAUUGACUGAUGCCUGAAGAGACAACCUCAGCCCUCCAAGUCUGCAAAUCUUGGAAAAUGGCAUUCAGAAACCGUAUUGAAAAGCGUCUCCUGAUUCGAAGCAGCUUGUGCUAUAAUUUGAGAAUCUAUAUGGAUUGCUCAAGUCUUAAGAUUUACCGUUCAAGUGGGGGAAUUUGUUUAGUUAGCUACAAUUGGCUACCCAUUUCUCAAUUUUAAUAUAUCUAUAAGAUACUGUAGAUUUGCCAAGUUCGUUUGCUGAUCAAACACUUGGACGGUGAAUCUUUAGGAUUUAGCGAUCCAUACAGUUGCUUAAGCUAUACUCUAAAAAAAUGGAGCUUCGCAAUAAAAUCUGAAUAGAUUCUUUAAAAACAGGCUCCAGCUCUAUUAUUUAUGAUGUAUUUCUAUCAAGAGGUAAUCAAAUGGAUGGCAGAAGUGGCAUGAAUGACGUUAUUGAGAUGGAUGUUCUCAGAUCUUUCCAAAAUAACUCAAUAGUUACACAGGAUAUCUUAAGAAGAUUGCUUAUUCCCCCUCAGUGAGCGAACAAAACCUUGGAAAAAUCAAUAUUUUUGCCCAAAAAACCCACUCUCCGUGAGCCAAAAAAAAUUGUUUUAAUAUAAAAUUGAUAUAUAAGUGAUAAUUAUUAUAAUGAAAUCUCGAGCUAAUUCUAUUUAUUUUAAACAGCUUGUAUUUUAAAACAUAAAUUUUACAAAUUAAAUUAAUUUUUACUUCUCAAUAUUUACAAAUUGGAAAUUUUUAAAUUUUGAAAAAAAAUUAUAUAUAAAUUUAUUUUAAAAAAAAUAUUUUAUCUCCCUCUAUGAGUGAAAAAAAAUUAUUUGUUUGUUCACGGAGAGGGGAGUUAGAGCUUAUGCUGCGUUUAAUCCUGAAGUAGGCUACUGCCAAGGGAUGAAUUUUAUAGCAGGAACCCUUUAUUUGCAGCUGCAAGAUGAUUAGAUUAAGUUAGAUUCUAGUAGGUCUCUGGGGAUUAAUCCAGCCCCUCACCAUCCAAAGGCCUCAGGCCAAGGUGGUCCUAAGCACAGGCGUAGCAUCACGCCCUUUUUCUGUCGACGUGCGAUAUAAGACUUUCUUAACUCUGGUGGUGCUUAGGACAUGGCAGAAGCACCCACUGCUCCAUUCUGGACUACCCUGCUUUAUCCAGGCAAAAAAUUACUUUCCAGAAGUACGACACGAUUUUGUGUUUCGGUAUGUCGAUUUGAGCAGAAGAAAAAAGCCGAUUGUGGAGUCCCGACUAGACAAAACCCACCCCGGGCUUCCUAAAAGCAUGAUCCACUUAUCUGCGGCUGAAACCAACUCAUCAUCACCCUGGGCCUAAUCACCUAUCACCAUCUUGUAAAAAGUGCUUCAGAUGAAGAAAUUGUAUUUAAAUGCUUAAUUGGACUGAUUGAAAAAUAUCAAAUGAAAGCCCUCUUUAAGCAUAAUCUACCCAAAUUGAGGCAGUUUUUCUAUCAGUUAGAUAGGCUAAUUGGGCUUAUGCUCCCUGAAGUUCAUGAAAUUUUGAACGAAAUAGGUAUAAACUCAGCUCAUUUUAGCUCAUCAUGAUUUCUCACUCUAUUUGCCAGCAUUUUACAAAGUAAAACUGAUAUUUUGUUAGCUAUAUGAGACUUGUUUGUAUUAGAAGGCUGGAAAGCUAUUUUUAAAUGCGCGAUUACGAUCCUUAAAAGAGUUUCAGUUGCUUUUAAAGAGAUAAGGUUUGAAGAAAUAAUGCUUGUAAUAACAACAAUAAGCCAGCCCACAUGUCCGAUACAAAUUUUUGAUGACAGUUUUAUUAGAGACGUAAAUGAGACAAAAAUAUCGACAGCUUUGCUGGAUGAAUUAGAGGCAGAGUAUGAAGAAUUGAGAGUUAAAGCGAUAAAUAAACACAAAUAA